AUGAAUACUAAACAUAAGUUCCCCUAUACCAAGACCGACACCUGGACGUUCAGCUACGUCUGCCCAGACCGUGGUUGGCAUACCCUUCUUGACACCAGGUUCGUCAACAGGCGUGAUGGUUACCUAAGCUCAGACGGGACGUUGGUCAUUCGAGCCAGCGU
Messenger RNA from Perkinsus marinus ATCC 50983, 161 nucleotides. RefSeq lists its product as hypothetical. NCBI's taxonomy places the organism in Eukaryota, Perkinsozoa, Perkinsida, Perkinsidae. The transcript is spliced from 2 exons. The annotation marks the transcript as partial. The record is from RefSeq and is a predicted model, not a curated record.